CCUCCGAUCGUUUCUCCCUCCUCUUGUUCCUCUCUUUCUCUCUCUCUCUCUCUCCCUCCCUCUCUCUCUUUGCAGCUUCUAUAUAAAUGACCACCUUUCCUCCCACACCGCGGGAUCACCCAUUCUCUCUUAGCUUCCUCUCCUCCUCCUCAGCUGCAAGCGCUAGCUCCAACCUAUCUCCCUCUCUCUGUCCACUUACCAGCCUUUAACAUACGAACCAAUACGAACUCAGUCUACCGGUUCUUGGAAGAAGUACCUCAGGCAGGCCGUCGUUUUGUCGAUCGAUCUAGCAAUGAGCAUCUCGGUGAAUGGUCAAUCGUGCGUGCCACCGGGGUUCCGUUUCCAUCCAACGGAGGAAGAGCUCCUCAACUAUUACCUCCGCAAGAAGGUCGCCUCCGAGGAGAUCGACCUCGACGUGAUCCGCGACAUUGAUCUCAACAAGCUUGAGCCAUGGGAUAUCCAAGAGAAAUGUAAGAUCGGCUCAGGUCCUCAGAACGACUGGUAUUUCUUCAGCCACAAGGACAAGAAGUACCCAACGGGGACGCGGACGAACCGAGCGACGGCGGCCGGGUUCUGGAAGGCCACCGGCCGCGACAAGGCCAUUUACAACGCUGUCAAACGCAUCGGCAUGCGCAAGACGCUCGUCUUCUACAAGGGCCGCGCUCCCCAUGGCCAGAAGUCGGACUGGAUCAUGCACGAGUACCGCCUCGACGACCUUCCUACCAUCGUCACGGACGCCGCCCCCACCGCCACCAUGGCUGUUAGUGCCGCCACAUCGUCGGACUCCGGCCAGGAGGACGGCUGGGUGGUUUGCAGAGUGUUCAAGAAGAAGCACCACCAUAAGGAUGCGGGGGCCGGAAGUGGCAAGCGCGGCGGCGGGGGACGAGAUGAUGGGGGCAAGACCGCACGCUCCUCCUCGCCGCUCUACUCCAGCGACGAUGCGCUUGACCAGAUCCUGCACUACAUGGGCCGCUCGUGCAAGCAGGAGCACGAGCUUUCCUCGCCGCGCCCGAGAACGGCCGCGUCGCGGUAUCUGCGGCCCCUCGAGACGGUUCUCGGCGGCCACGGUUUCAUGAAGCUGCCACCGCUGGAGAGCCCCUCGGCGGCGGCCACGGCGCGGUCGUCGACUACCACGCCGCUCGCAGCGAGCGGAGAUGGAAAUGUCGAGCGCGAGCUGGCGCACGCGGAGGACAUGCUGCACGAACCCCACCGCGAUAGCGGGAUCACGGACUGGGCCAUGAUGGACCGGCUCGUCGCGUCCCACCUCAAUGGCCAGCACGACGCGUCGACCGACCAGCUCUGCUUCGACGGCACCCAUGCAGGCAGCAACGACGUCGUCGACGACACGGCCGUCAAUGGGGUUGCCUUCUACUCCGCCGCGGCUACAAGGCUUCUCGGAGGUGCCGCCGCCGGUAGCGGCGACGACGACCUGUGGAGCUUCGCCCGAUCCGCGGCGUCGUCGGAGCGGCUGAGCCGUGUGUCACCAUAACAACUGUAGCUGCUAUUGCCAUGGCCAAUGGAGGGCUGAACCGCUGAAGACACGAAAGGUGGCGAGGCAGGAGACAGCAGCUGCCCUAGUACAGCAAAAAGACUACAACGAGGAAAAGAAGGAAAUAAUAAUAAUAAAAGAGAGGGAGAUCAACAGAGAGAGACAGAGAUCUCAAAGGUGAUUAGAUUGAUGUGUGGGGAGAAAACUAAGUGAGAGAAAAGGGGAUUAAAGCGGGCAGUAAGUUGGAGUAUCACUGUCAGCGCUGAUCGCACCCGUCUGUUAUUGUUUAAUUAACCCUUUUAAGUACUCUAUGUUAUUAGCAUGUGGUUACUUAUAAUUAAGAUCAACCGGUGAUAUAUAAAUUAAUUAUUAAUUACACA
Hordeum vulgare subsp. vulgare (domesticated barley) is the source of this 1869-nucleotide messenger RNA. Its product is annotated as NAC domain-containing protein 43-like. NCBI's taxonomy places the organism in Eukaryota, Viridiplantae, Streptophyta, Magnoliopsida, Poales, Poaceae. Bases 293 to 1489 code for a protein of 398 amino acids. Gene Ontology annotation, molecular function: DNA binding. Gene Ontology annotation, biological process: regulation of DNA-templated transcription. The record is from RefSeq and is a predicted model, not a curated record. The transcript has 3 exons.